Molecule: messenger RNA, 1084 nt
Organism: Grammomys surdaster
Lineage: Eukaryota; Metazoa; Chordata; Mammalia; Rodentia; Muridae
Gene: Itgb3bp
Product: integrin subunit beta 3 binding protein
Exons: 9
Coding region: 83-673 (196 amino acids)
Biological process (GO): CENP-A containing chromatin assembly; regulation of DNA-templated transcription
Cellular component (GO): nucleoplasm
Source: RefSeq, a predicted model, not a curated record
ACCUCAUCCAGUGCUUACUACGCGGGCUUUUUAGCUUCCGCGUUUGCGGUUUCUCAAUUGGCUCUAUCCAGCAAUUGGCUCUAUGCAGCAACGGAGUCCCGAAAUGCCAGUUAAAAGAUCACUGAAACUGGAUGAUCAGUUUGAAGAAAAUCCAUUUAGACCUUCAAAAAUCGUGAGGAGGAAAAGUAUUACAGCUUAUUCGCCAACUACUGGAACUUAUCAAUUGAGCCCAUUUUCUUCUCCCACAACCCCCAAAGAACAAGAGCACAGAAACAGACCAUCAAAUGGAACAAGAAAGCCGAGUAACUUGAGCUCAUCUGCAAGACAGGAGUCCACAGUGAAAGGCAGUGAUGGAUUCAUGAUAUUGCUAUCUAAAAUUGAGAGAUCAUCAGAGAAAACCAUGGAGAUAAUGAAAAAUUUAAGUAGUAUACAGGCUUUGGAGGGCAACAGAAAACUUGAAGAUCUCAUUGGUGUUUCCCUAGCACCAUGCUCCUUAAAAAGAGAAGUGAGGAAGACGAGAGAACUACUGACAAAAGUAAUAAAACAAAAGCUGUUUGAAAAGAAAAAUUCAAGAAUUCCUCCCAAAGUGUUACCUUCAAGUCUGACGACUGUGUCAAUCUACCUGGAUACUAGUCAAGCCAUAAGAAUGCAGACCAGACUGAAGAGUCAGUGAAAGACUGUCAAGUUUGCAACCCAUCUCAUAAGACAGGCACUUUGAAGAAAUGUGCUCACUGUGAACAGUAUCUGCAUCUGCCUGAUCAUAUUUAAGGCACAGAAGAAACGUGUGUAAUUAAUCUGCCCAGUAAAUACCAGCUUGUAGCACUAGGCAGGUGCAAGUCUAGAUAAAAUUUCUUGCAGCUAAUUUAAACUUUCUGCACACAACAGUAGAUAAUCUCAAUGUAAAUAAUACAUUUCUUCUCGACUCUUUAAUGUAAGCCUUGCAGUACAGGAGUCUUGACUUAAGAUACUGUGUAUCACAUGUUUCUAUAUACUUUUAACAUUCCUGGCUAGAAUUGUGACUCUAGUUUGUAGCGUAACAUACUUUAUUGGAACUCACAACAAACCAGGUAAACCAGCAAUCAGC